CGCCGUUCCCACUCUCUCACUCUCUCUCCCUACCUUCUUCUUCUUCUUCUUCUUCUUCUUCUUCAUCAAAACCACCACUGUAAACUGUACCUACCCUUUUUAACAACCAGAGAAAGCAUUUCACAUUGUUCAGCCAUUAAUACCUCCCACCCCAAAAGCGUGAUAUCGAACCCGGCCUCACUCGACACGUUGCCAUUGCUACUACUUCACAGUACUCGAUCUCUAGCACUCCCACACCCAACAACAAAUUUAUCAAAAUCGUGAAUUUUCCCUAGCUAUCAUUCUCUCGAAAUGGAGCUGAGUAAGGUGACCUUGGAGAUCUUCACGAAGCUCGAGCAGCAAUGGCUCUCUCACUGCGAGGCCUCCAAGAAGACACGGAUUCUCAGCAUUGACGGCGGCGGAACCACCGGCAUUGUCGCCGGACAAGCCCUUAUCCAUCUCGAGGACCAGAUCCGCCUCAAGACCCGCGAUCCCCACGCUCAAAUAGCCGAUUUCUUCGACCUCGUCGCCGGAACCGGAAUCGGAGCAGUCCUCGCCGCCAUGCUCGUCGCCGAUGACGGCUCCGGCAGGCCUCUGUACACUGCUAGAGAUGCUGUAAACUCGGUCGCCGAGAAGAGCGAGAAUUUGUUCAAGGCUAGGGUGGUAGGAGUUUUCCGCCGUGGCCGGAGAUACUCCGGCGGAAGCAUGGACAAGGCGCUGACGGAGCUGCUGACCAGGGAGGACGGCAAGGUCUUGACUCUCAAGGACACGUGUAAGCCUCUCCUGGUCCCCUGCUACGACUUGAAGAGCUCCGCACCGUUCGUUUUCUCCCGCGCCGACGCUUCCGAGUCGCCGAGUUUCGACUUCGAGCUUCGCAAAGUCUGCCGCGCCACGUCAGCGACGCCGAGCCUGUUCAAGCCGUUCGACCUGAGCUCGGUGGACGGAAAGACGUCGUGCUCGGCCGUGGACGGAGGUCUGGUCAUGAACAACCCGACGGCGGCGGCUGUGACGCACGCGCUCAACAACAAGCGUGACUUCCCCUCCGUCAACGGCGUGGAGGACUUGCUCGUUUUGUCCUUGGGGAACGGGCCCCUGAGCGGACGGCAGCCCCGCCGUGACGGCGAGUGCUCUCCCACUUCCGUCGUUGACAUUGUGCUUGACGGCGUUUCCGAGACCGUUGACCAGAUGGUGGGGAACGCCUUCUGUUGGAACCGUACGGACUACGUCAGAAUUCAGGCCUUUGGAUUGGGUAGUGACGGAGAUGUGGGGCGGAGAUCAGAGCAAGUGGCGGUGUUGAAAGAGAGAGGAGUGGAGACGUUACCGUUUGGCGGGAAGCGGUUACUUACGGAGACAAACGGAGAGAGAAUCGAGGGUUUCGUGCAACGACUCGUGGCUUGUGGAAGGAGCAGUUUGCCACCAAGUCCGUGCAAGAAUUCGGCCGUUAGCCCUCUCGCUAACGGUUGUUAGUUAAUUAGCACGGAUUUUAUUUUUAAUUUGUAGGUUUGGGAAGUUGUAAUUUUGUAAACCAAGCUCAGGUUCAUGGUAGCAGGCUAGCAGCUAAUAAUAACCCCGCCACCUGUCGAGUUCUACCGGAAGUUCUAAAUUCUAAUCACCUAACUAAUCGGCGCGAUUGAACUUUAAAUUUCCUUCUUAAAGUUUAACAUGUUUUUGCUGCCUAG
Messenger RNA from Rosa rugosa (rugosa rose), 1658 nucleotides. RefSeq names its product probable inactive patatin-like protein 9. The transcript has 2 exons. Lineage: Eukaryota; Viridiplantae; Streptophyta; Magnoliopsida; Rosales; Rosaceae. Bases 292 to 1446 code for a protein of 384 amino acids. The record is from RefSeq and is a predicted model, not a curated record. Gene Ontology annotation, biological process: lipid metabolic process.